Malus domestica (apple) is the source of this 536-nucleotide messenger RNA. The record is from RefSeq and is a predicted model, not a curated record. NCBI's taxonomy places the organism in Eukaryota, Viridiplantae, Streptophyta, Magnoliopsida, Rosales, Rosaceae.
CAGGGAAGGGCUUGUACGGUGGUUCUCUUCUUGUUCCUAGUGUUCAAGAAUUAGUACAGAAGCCAAUACUCACAAUCCCACCCAGAUACAUACAGCCUCAUCAUCAAGAGAUCAUCAGUUCUGAUCAUCAUGCUCAUCAAAUACCAUCCAUUGACAUGCAGCAAUUGCUUUCCCAAGAAUCAACCAUUUCUGAAUCUGAAAUAGCCAGGCUCCAUUUUGCUUGCCAAGAGUGGGGUUUCUUUCAGUUGGUAAACCAUGGUGUGAGCUCUUCCUUGUUGGAGAAAAUGAAGACAGAAACUCAAGAGUUCUUCAACCUACCCAUGGAAGAGAAGAAAAAAAUUUCGCAACAGCCAGGAGACAUUGAAGGUUUUGGACAAUCCUUUGUAGUUUCUGAAGACCAAAAACUCGAUUGGGUUGACACUUUCUUCUUGACCACCCUUCCUGUCCAACUGAGGAAGCCUCGCUUACUCCCAAAACUCCCUUCUCCUUUCAGGUCCUCUCAUGAUUCCAAAUAAAUAUGUUUGUCUAUGAUAUUU